AUGAUACCGGAACAAUUAGAAUUGAAAAACAACCAAAACUGCACCGCCCUUUUUUAUGCCGCUCAAUCAGAUAUCGUAAUAAUUGCAGAGGUGAUAGUGAAAAAAAACAACAAUCUGCCAUUGAUCCCCAAGGAUGACAUCCAAUCUUUACCACUUUACGAGGCAAUAAAGACUGGAAAUAGAGACAUGGUGUCGUAUUUAUACUUUGUGACUCAUAUUCAAGACUUGGCUUCUCAGGAUCACAUUAAUCUCCUUAACACUACUAUUUCCACCGAUUUGUAUGAUACGGCACACAAAAUUCUGGAUACUCUAAAGUUAGAACCUGGAGAGAAGGAACUUCUUUGGAAACCAUUGGAAAUGUUGGCCAGAAAACCUUCGGAAAUUGGCAACAAAAGUCAGCCAUCAGUAUCAUGGAAAAGAUGCUUAAACUCCUGCUUCAGAGGUCGGUUCUGCAACAAAGCUUUGAUGCAAGCAUCAGCCCAUCAAUUAGUUGACCUUUUGGAAGAACUCAGAGAUGAUAAAAAUUUCUCGUCAACUGCGGCUGCUGACAAGCAUAUGAUGAAACUACUUGUUGAAGCUGCAAAAGUAGGGAACCUUGAAUUUCUAAUUAUACUCAUACGAUCUUAUCCUGAUCUCAUAUGGCAAGUUGACGAAGGAUAUGGAAGUUUAUUUCACGUUGCUAUUAAACAUCGACAAGAGCGUGUUUUUAAUUUAAUAUAUGAGAUAGGUGUUUUGAAGGACAACCUUGCGAGCUUGUAUGCCGAAGGGAAUAAGUCCAUGCUGCACUUAGCUGGAGAAUUGCCCUCUACAGAUCGACUGAAUAUCGUAUCAGGAGCAGCUCUUCAAAUGCAACGAGAGUUGUUGUGGUUUCAAGAGAUUGAAAAGAUCGUGCCGAAGUCAUUAUAUCGUGUGAAGUACGAGGAUAUCAAUAGUGGACAAAAACAAAAAACACCUAGGGAGAUAUUUAUGAAGAACCACGAAGACCUGCAGAAGAAAGGUGAAAAGUGGAUGAAGAACACGGCAAACUCUUGCAUGCUCGUGGCAACACUGAUUGCCACUUUGGUUUUUCCAGCGGCCUUCACAAUACCGGGUGGCAACAAUGAAGACACAGGCAUUCCUAUAUUUAUGGAAAGCAACUGGUUUACGGUAUUUUUCGUAUCAGAUGCAGUAGCAAUGUUAUUCUCUUCGUCUUCGAUAUUAAUUUUCUUGACAAUUCUCACGUCACGCUACACGGAAAAGGAUUUUCUCGUAUCAUUACCUCGUAGGUUGGCCUUGGGACUUGCUACACUUUUAAUCUCAAUAAUAGGCAUGAUGAUAGCCUUCACUGCAGCCUAUUUUUUGGUAUUUAAAAGCAAGUGCUUCGAUCCGUAUAAUUGUUGCGGCGGCUACUGUCCCAAUUUGUUUGUUUGUUAUCCUAGAUUAUGGCCUCUAGUUGGAUAUAUUCUACUCAGCAUUCUGUUCAAAUAG
Messenger RNA from Juglans regia (Persian walnut), 1467 nucleotides. Its product is annotated as ankyrin repeat-containing protein ITN1-like. Bases 1 to 1467 code for a protein of 488 amino acids. NCBI's taxonomy places the organism in Eukaryota, Viridiplantae, Streptophyta, Magnoliopsida, Fagales, Juglandaceae. The transcript is spliced from 4 exons. The record is from RefSeq and is a predicted model, not a curated record.